Cotesia glomerata is the source of this 4351-nucleotide messenger RNA. Its product is annotated as probable serine/threonine-protein kinase nek3. The coding region runs from base 1300 to 4308 and encodes 1002 amino acids. The record is from RefSeq and is a predicted model, not a curated record. The transcript is spliced from 7 exons. NCBI's taxonomy places the organism in Eukaryota, Metazoa, Arthropoda, Insecta, Hymenoptera, Braconidae.
UAUUUAAUUAAAUUUUAAGAACACAAAAUGCAGUCAAACUUGAAAACCUUGAGCCUGCAUUCCCUUAAAGUUCCGCGAAGAAUCCACCAGCAAACAGGAUCCGGGAGGACAUUAAAGGAAAAAAAAGAAGCCAUUCCGUUAUUUUUAUGUCGACUGUAGUCUAGUCUAGCUCUACUCGGCAAGUAAACAUUAACGGUAACCAGAUCGAGCACAAAGACCACGUUUUCACUUGAUUCACACGCCCAGUGGAAUUUUCCAGCCUUUGAAAGUGAAAACCCUACUGCUAUACUUAACUAUUACCAGCAUAAUAAUUAAGUAACAAAAAGAAGACUAAGAAGUAAAAGAGUUUGAGCAAAAAGAAAAAAAAAUCCAGCGAUAGGAUGCAGGACAACUGGAUGUCCUCGAGGAGGCCGUCGAAAAAUGUGUGUUUAAAAAUAAACACUGGAAAGGGUGAAGUCUUAGCAGCGUGGGUGAACGAACUUCCGUGCAAUGGCAAUGUAUAAUGUGCUUGUAUCAAGUCCCAGCUCAGUUGCGCUCCAGGUCAGUCCAGGUUGUCCUUAACAGAUAACCACACCAAUGCAAGACGGAAAAGCAACUCUUAACUCGAGUCUUUAAUAUAAGAGGGAUGCGGACACGCGACAAUUUUUAUUUUUUAUUCAAGCGAACAAAACGAGCGGUCUCCCACUCACCUCCAGAUGUAAGAAGCAAGAAGGUAUUGUAAAAAGGCUGAACCAGUAAACGUCGGGCCCGCUUAUGCCCCUUCUACUUAUACUUUUAUUUACUUGUUGGUCUUUUACUUAUAUAUUAUAUUAUUGUAGCUAUACUGGUAUAUUGUAUACCACACUGGUUUAUACGCUCACCAACACUCUUACACCAACAAUUCUGGUCCUGUUGGCGGCCUCGGAAUACCUCUCGCAACAACGUGCCUGCAUAGCUUCAACACUCGGUGGUAUCCACGAGUGAAAGUAGGAUUUUGCUUUCUACCUAUCAGUUUAUUUUGUACCAGUGACAAAUAUGUUGCUAGAUCCAGUAAAAUGCGUCGAUUCUUCAUUAUUUUGUUUAAUUACUCAAAAUUAAUAAUUAGUUAAAGGGCAAUUUUGAAUAUUUUAAGCUUGAGAAGAAAUUUAAACAUCAAAGUUUUUGUGUUGGAACACUGAAGUAUGGUCGAGAGGUAAAAUGCGUGAAUAAAGUGGAUUCAUCGAGUGUUAAAUUGAUUGGACACCUUGGGCGGUGUAUAAAAUUAUCUAAAAUAAAGCCCAGGGUGGCUUUUUACAUCAGCAUUUUAUCAGGCUGUGAAUUAUGAAGCUUAUAAUGCACUCAGAUGUCAUAUUGCGAAAUGUUACUUUGCUUCUUUUGUUAUUUAUUGUCGAUACUCAUGCGCAAGAAAUCAGAACAUGGAGUCGUUUAUAUCCAACGAAUUCUGUUUAUGGACAGAACCAAGCGGUAGCGCAAUCUAAUAUUAAUAGUAAUAAUAAUAAUAGCAAUAAUUAUAGCAAUAUUAAUAUUAAUAACAAUAAUAAUAAUAAUAAUAAUAAUAAUAAUAAUGAUAAUAAAAAAAAUAAUGAUCUGCGACCUGCAGAAGUAGACGUCAAUGAAGAAUAUGACUAUGAAGAGACUCCCGAGAGAGAAGAAGUUGAGACAAGAGAAAUCCAUUAUGAAACAAAAGAGGAAGUUCCUGGUGACUACGAAGAUGAAUUUUACGAUGAUUAUGAUAAUGCGACAAAUUCUCAAGCGGCAGAAUAUGACACAUAUGAUGAUGAAUCAGCAAGCAAAGAAGCAAUCCAUAGUCAUGAACAAGUUGUUCAGAGUAAAGAAGCAGUCAACAGUCAAGAUGUAGUAGCUGAAAGUCAAGAACAGAUAGUCAAUGAUGAUAAAAAAAUAAAUUUAAAUGUUUCUUCGCCUAAUAUUUAUGAUGACGAUGAAAGCAUUCUGAUAGGCGAAGCAGUGGUGUCUGUUGUUACUACCAAGAGUGUUGUCAAUGGUACGUACUCGGUACCAACAGCACCACCAAUGACAACGGAACAAAUGUCACCACCCCCGACAGCUAAUUCAUCUGCAGAAGCUGUUGAAGAGACAACAGAAGACGCGAUGAUCGUCGCUUCCGUUCAGACCAGUCGCAGCAUUUCCGGAGCCAGGUAUUUGCCUUUCAAUGUCAACAAUUACGACGCGGUUAGCAAAAAUAUUAAUACUAAUGAAGAAAACAAAGAUGAUUCUGAUGAUCAUAAUCAAGAAGAUGACAGCAAAGUCAACAAAACAGUCGCCGAGUCGACGGAAAGUAUAAUCGACAAGCUGGAUCGCGUGCAAUCAGAACUUUCGAGUGGAUUUCUCACCGGAGGAUUCAGAACUGCUGGAAACGCUCUGCAGCUGGAUGUCCUGAGUGAGCAGAGACCCACACGAAAAACUUACACGACGACUUCUACCAAAGCCCCGGUGAUCAGCAAAUUUGUUCCACGGCGUAAGUCUCCAGAGACUACUGAAGCUGCGAAGACUACGGAGAGUUUGGAGAUUAAAGAAAUGAUGAAUGUGGAAAUGAAUGAUCAACCUGCUGACAAGCCCAAGCCUUUCCGAAUACCCUGGCCGGGUUCUGCAAGAACUAGAGUCACUACCACAACAGAGCCCACAAGGAAGACCACCAGGAAACCGUUCAGCAAGGUCAGGGUAGAAGCUCAGGACAUCAGCGCUUUCUUACCGGCGGGUUAUAAAAUCAAAAAAGAAGAUCAGACCACUGAGAAGACUAUUCUCAGUGAUAUACUUGCUAAGUCUAGUGUUAAUAUCUCGGCACUGCUGCCCAAAGACUUUAAAGUAGCCAGCAAGCCGGAGAACACUGAGAUAACUAAGGAACUUCCUUUGCAGAAUUUAUUUGCAAAAAGCGUUGACAUCAGCGCUUUCUUGCCUCCAGAUUUCAAAAAAAAUCCAACCAAGUCUGAGACAUCCACGACGACAACUGGUACGCCGAUACAAAAGAGCUUGCAAGAAUUAUUCUCAAAGUCUAGCGUUGAUAUUUCUGCUUUGCUACCUCCUGGUUUUAAAGAAAAAGAAAAAGUUGAAGAAGUUAUUAUGAGUACUACUGAAGCUAGUACUACUAGCAAAGGUAUUAAGCUAGUGUUUCCCAGCAGACCUGGUGGUAGGAAAGCGAUAGCCAAAACAGCGUCUACUAGUCGACCUGCUGACGCGCCAACUGCUGUUACUCCUAAAAUUCAAAGGGGCUGGCCUGUUAGGGCUACUACGGAGUUUACUGGGUGGCCAACACCUUCGACUACCCCUAUUUCUAUUGAGAAAUUGCUUGAAGCUGCCAGAACCGCGACUGCUACGUCUGAUAAUGUUUCAAUUGUCACGUCGACUAGUGAACCUUCAACUACUUCGACUUCGACGACCACCACCACGACGAUCCGACCUACUACUCCCGGACUCUGUGAAGAAGAUUGUGAAGUUGCUGGUACUAUUCGGAUCAUUGGUAAUGCUACUUGGGUUCCGGAACUCCUGGAUCGUAAUACGAAAGAGUGGCAAUUGUUGGCUGAUGAAAUUGAAAAAGAGAUGAACUUGGUGUUCCUAAAGUCUGCGAUCUUGAGAAAAUGGUACAAAAAUAUACGCAUCGACGCUUUUAGCCAGGGAAGCAUUUUGGUAGACUAUUUUGUAGAACUCCAAGAUUUGAGCCAAAAGAUAAAUACUCAGGAGUUGAAAGUGUUGUUCCACGACUCGCUGAGAGCUUAUAAUGCUCAUAAAUGGAACGAGACGAAGAUAAACAAAGGUCCAGUGAGAUUGGGAAACUUUGUAAUUGAUCCCAAGUCAACUGACUUUGUAGUGAUACCCCGAGUUACCUUGCCGCAGCAAAUUGAGAGGGACGACAGACUGAUUCCACAGUGGGCUAUUGCUGUUAUUGUUAUUGGUGUUGGUGGUUUAUUGUUUAUUAUUGUUUUUGGAGUCUCUGUUCUCUUAAAUCGGCAAAAUGCAUCGAAGUUGAGGCCACCAGCAUCCGGAAUGUACGGAGAAGAAGCAGCUAAAAAUAUAAUACACUCAAGUCAUGUAGCGUCCUCCCAUAGAUCAUCGCACGAGUAUCCGAAGUCGGAAAUUUCAACGAUCUGGAACGAGCCCGAAGCAUGGAAGGAAAAAUCCUUUGAGUCAAAUUCAAAUAAGAUUUUAAUGGACGGUAUCGUGCCUGACAAUGAGAAAUACAAUGUCUAUGACAGCUGGAGAUCUGACUGGAACGGUUAUUACUAUCAGCCAUCUCACACAAGCAGCAAGUUCGCCGGUUACGAAAGUACUGCUAAUUUUUCACGCCAUCCGCCCGAUUACGACACUAAUUUUUAAUGAACCGUUUGUCUAAAAAAUAUAAAAAAUUAACAUACUAUAA